AUGAAUAUAUAUAAAUAUGAUGAAUUUUGUCCAUAUGUAUUAACCACUGAAAGAAACUAUGGAAUUUUUUGUUCCUAUAUAGAAUAUCAAAAAAAUCAUAUAAGAAACUAUAAUGAACAAAUAUUUAAAGCUAUAAUUAUUGAAGCAUUAAUUGAACAAGUAAAGAAUUUAAAAAGAUUAGAAUUAAAAAAACAAACUAUCUAUAAUAAUAACAUAAAUAUUUGUAGCAAUGAGCAAAUUAUAGAAAAGACAGAAUUAAAAAAUGAUAUAAUUUUUAACGUACCUAUUAGUGAUAUAGAAUAUGUUGAUACGGAAGGAAAACAAGAGAAAAUAAAUAACUUAGAUUGUAAUAAAAUUUUUGAAUUAAAAAAAAAAAAUAGCUCUGAAAAAGUAAGAAAUAUUGAUAUAGAUGAGAAAAAAAGGAAAAACAAAAAAAAAAAAAAAAAUAGAAUAGAAAAAAAAAAUAUUGAGAUAAAUAAUAAUUUCAGGAAUUAUAUUACUAUAUUGCAAAAAAAAAAAAUUGAAAUAAUCUGUAACUAUAGUUUAAAUUAUUUUAUAAAUAAAAGAAUUCAUAAUUAUAGAAAUAUACAAAAUUUCAUUGAUACAUUAAAAUGUAAUGCAAGAGCAAAAAUUAUUUUAAAUAUUGAGAAAUGUAAAAAUGAAACUCGAGAGAUAGUUAAAAAUAAUUUUCUUUUAUUAUAUUGUUUGAUCAACUUAAUAGAGAACUAUAUUAUAAAUAUUUUAUUCCUUGAAUCAAGUGAAAUAAAACAAAAUGAAAUAGAAAAUUUAAUUCCAUUACUGAAAGCUAUUAAUAAAAUAUAUUUUUAUAUAAGUAGUGAGGAAAAAGAGAAACUUUAUUUAAAUUGUAAUUCAUUUUUUAAUAAUAGAAACAAUGAUAUUUUAAAGGAAGUUAGCAAUAUUAAAAAUAAGAAUUAUAAAAAAAAAUUAACACUUUUUCAUUACAUAUUUUUUAAAUUUGUUAUUAAUUAUAUAAAUUCAUUAAAUAAUGAAAUGAUCAGUAAUGAUUUUUAUAAAAGAAAGAUGAUGAAUGAAGCAUUAAAAAAAGAUACAGAAUUCUUAUAUAAGAUAUACUGCAAUAUUAAUACUGAUAAAAAAUCUUUUUUAUGUCAUAAAGUUAUAAUAUCAAAUAAUCAGACAUCAAUGAAUAAAAUUAUGUUGUCUAACUUUGCGUAUAAUAAUUUCUUUGUUAAUAUAUUUAUAAUAAAAAUAAAUAAUUUGAAUAAUUGUCUAAAUUUCAUUAGCCAAGAAAAUAAUGUUAUUAAUUAUUGCAUUGAAAUAAACCAUGAAAUCAUGAGAAAACAAAAUUCAAACAAUGAUUAUUAUAUUAAUUUUGAUACUAUCUUUGAUAUUAAAAAGAACAUAAAUAUGUUAGUGUGUAAUGAUAUUACUCAUUACGACUAUUUUCUGAGCAAAUAUAACAUUGAUUAUAAAAUGAAACGUAACUUAAAUUAUAAUGAUUGCAAUCUUAGUAUAAAUAUAAUAAUGUAUACUCCAUUAAGUAACAUUAACAAACAAAAAAGAGAUACUCAACUUAAUAAAUAUAAUUAUAUGGAAAAUGAUAGAAAAAAUACUUUAUGUAUACUCAUUUUAAGUAAUCGCUUCAAAAAUAAAAUUUAUGAUUUUUAUUCAAAUAGGAACAUCCAUAUAAAAACGAAGAAAGAACAUAACACAUUUCCUUCAGCUAAAAAAAAAAAUCCAUGCUCCCAAUUUAAAUCAAAUUAUAAAUGCGAUAAUCUUUCCUUUACGUUUAUCAAUGUCUUUAAAAAUAUAAAAAAAAAUAGCCUAUAUUUACGUUACUUUAAAAAAGGGAAUAAAAAAAGAGCUUCUAUUAUUUUUAUAAAUAAAAAAGAAGCGUUUUAUUCAACUGGAAUUAUUCAGAAUACAAAAAAUGUACCAUGUUUUAAUAUUAAAAAAAAAAAAUCAAAAAAAAAUAGUUUCUUAAAAAGAAAAAAUAGGCCAUAUUUCUUAAUUAACGAUAUAAAUGAUGAGAAAUUAUAUAUAAAAAAAUGUUGUAAGAAUAUUAAAUUAUAUUGUAGUAGUAAUGGAAAUAACAACUAUAACAAUUAUUCUAACAACUAUCCAAAUAAUAAUUAUAGCAAUAAUAAUAAUAACAAUAGUAAUAAUUAUAAUAAUAGCAAUUAUAGCAAUAACAAUAAUAGCAACAAUUAUAACAACAAUAAUUAUGAUAAUAAUAACAAUUUCAGUAAUAAUAAUAAUAAUAAUAUUGGAAAUAGUAAUAAUAACGGAAAUGAUGACAACAAUGAUGAUAAUAAUAACAACAAUAAUAAUAAUAAUAAUAGUAAUAAAGAUAUUUAUGAUGAAGAAGAUAAUGAAGAUGACAAGAAUAAUAACAGUAAUAGUUACAAUAGUAUUAACAAACAUACAUUGAAUGAAAAUAUAAAAAAUGAAAAUAUUGAUAAGAAUAAAAAUAUGAAUAGUAAAAAUAGUACUAUUAUGCAAGAAAUGAAAAUAGAUGAUAUGGGAAUGUACAACAAUGAUGAACAUAUAAAUAAUAUGAUGAAUAAUUAUGUUGAUAAAAUUAUAAAUAGUAAUGAAAAUGUAUAUAAUAAUGAUGGUAUUCAUAAAAAUGAUAAUAUUUUUAACAAUGAAGAGAAUAAAUUAAUAGGAAUAAAUAAAAGUAUUACAAAUAAUAUAAAUAAUAAAACUGGUACAGAUAUGAACUACAAUAUAAAUUUUAUGAAUUACUUGAAUAAUCAGAAUUCUCAAAACAAUCUAAAUAUGCUAUCAGGGAUGAACAGAAUUAACAAUAUACCUCUUAAUCAAAUAAUGAAUUUUCAAAAUGUAUUGAUAAAUAAUAUGCCAAAUCAGUAUAAUCAAAAUAUGCAUUAUGAUAAUUUGGAUAAUAUGCAGGAUAUGAAGCAGCCAUCACAAUUAAUUAAACAAAAACCAAAUCAAUACAUAUCACAACAAAAUCAAUCCGAAAAUAAAAUAAAUACACAACAUUGUUUGUCUUCAAAUUUUUUACAAAAUCAGUUACAUCAACAAUUUCAAAUUCAGCAACAAAUGCAUUUGCAGCAUUUAAUUCAUCAGCAAAAUUUACAUCAAUUAAGUAUGAUGCAGCAAAAUAAUCAACAAAAAUUUCCAAAUCAGCAAAAUAUUCCUAAUCAACAAAAUAUUUCUAAUCAACAAAAUAUCCCUAAUCAGUCUAAUGUAUCUCUCUUAAAAAUGCCACAAAUUUUAUCCUUAAAUCCAGUUGAUCAAAGAAAUGCCCAAAUUUCACAAAAAUUACAAAGGCAUUCAAUGAAUACAAUGGAUCAAUGCAAUACUCAAAGAAAAGCUAACUCAAAUAUACAAGCGUUGAAUAAUUCAUCAAAUCAUUUUAAUUCUAUACCAAUAAAAUUUCCAUAUAAAAACAAUACUCAACAAAUGAAUAAUAUAGUGCAGCAAAAUCCUCAGAAUAUGCCAAAUCAGCACAAUUUACAAAAUCAGAAUAAUUUACAACACAAUUUAACUAAUAAGCAGACUGUUCAACAGAUAAUUCCGAAUCAACAAAAUAUGCAGCAUAUCUUGCAGAAUCAGCAGAACGUUCAACAUUUAUUACCAAAUCAGACAAAUAUACAACACAUAUUGCCGAACCAACAAAGCGUUCAACAUAUAUUACCAAAUAAGCAGAAUACUCAGCAGUUAUUGCAACAAAAUCAGCAAAAUAUACAACCUAUAUUGCCAAAUCAGCAAAAUGUACAGCAAUUGUUGCAACAUCAGCAAAAUGUGCAGCAAUUGAUUCCCAAUCAGAAAAAUCUUAAUACAACAUCCAUAUCAGGACAACUUCAUAGACAAUCUAAUCAAGCACCAACACAAGUAACGUUAAAUCAGCAAAAUAUGCAGCAAUUUAUUCCCAACAGCUCUAUGCAUAUGUAUCAGCAACCGUCAUCAUUUUUACAAAGGGUAUCAUCAAUGCCUCAACAAAUGCCACAUCAACAGAUUCCAUAUGAUUGGAUUCCUAAUCCUUAUAUGCACCACCAAUAUAUGCUUCAACACUGUCAGUUAACACCACAGCAAUUAUUUAUUCAACAACAACAACAAAAGCAACAAAAUAUACCUCAAUUACAACCAAAUUUAUUACAUCAGCAACAUCUAUCACAAAAUAUUCAACAACAAGGUACAUCACAACCGCAACAACAACAAUCACAAGGAAUAUCACAAUUACAGUUACAACAACAGAAACAAACCAUAUCGCAAAUGCAGCAACAAAAUUUAUCACAAUUGCAACAAAAUAUGUCACUUCAACAACAACAAAUGCAAAAUAUAUCACAAUUGCAACAACAGAUGCAGAAUGUUUCUUCUCAACAACAAAGUAUACCAUUAAAACAGAAUAUUUCUCAACAAUUUGCUCCUAUAUUUAAAGACGCUGUAAUACAAGGAAAUAAUAAUUAUGAAAUAUUAGAAAGUAUGAAUGAAUUACAAAGAAUAAGUGUGCCAAUGAAAGGUAAUUUAGAAUUAUGUAGCACAUCCAUGGAAGGUAUAAUUGAAGAGGACAUUUUCGACAGCAAUUAUCAUUGUGAUAUUUGUAACAAAGAUAUAACUCAUACAAUUCGUAUAAGAUGUGCAGAAUGUAUUGAUUUUGAUUUGUGUGUUAAUUGUUUUAGUAGUGGAAAAGAAAUGAAAUCAGAUAAAUGUGAACAUUAUAAUUAUCAUAAUUAUAUUCCUAUACCAAAGUAUGAUUUUCCGUUAUAUAAAUUGAAUUGGAGUGCUGAAGAAGAGUUAUUAUUGUUAGAUGGAAUUAGUAAAUAUGGAUUUGGUAAUUGGGAACAAGUUGCUGAUUUGGUAAAUUCUGUUGCAAAAAUUACAAAAAGUGAUAAAGAAUGUGAAAAUCAUUACUAUAAUUUUUAUUUAAGGUCAAAUUGUGCACCUUUACCUGACAAUAAAAGACUAUUAAUUAAACCGGACGGUAACCCUUAUGAAAUUGAGCAAGUCAUUGAAAAGGAUAUUAAUGAAAACGAAGAAUAUGUUCUACCCAAAUCAAAAAAGAAUAACCGAACUCAGAUUGUUGGGUACUGGCCAUUAAGAGGAGAUUUUGAUAUUGAAUAUGAUAAUGAUGCAGAACUCUUAUUAGCUGAUAUGGAAUUUAAGGAUUCGGACUUACCUCAACAAAAAGAGUUAAAAUUGCAAGUUUUAGAAAUAUAUAAUUCAAAAUUAGAUGAAAGAAUAUACAGAAAAAGAACUGUUAUAGAAAGAGGUUUAUUGGAUACAAAAGCACAACUGCAAAAAGAAAAAAAAAGAACAAAAGAAGAAAAAGAACUAUAUGCUGCCUUAAAGCCAUUGUCUAGAUUUCAUUCUCCUCAGCACCACGAAUAUUUCAUACAACUAUUACUAGAAGAACAAAAACUUCGUCAGAGAUUAACAAAAUUACAAGAAUGGAAAGCGUUGGGGCUUCAAAACAUAGAACAAGUUCAAGAGUAUGAAAUAGAAAAAAAUAGAAGAGCUAAAGAAAAAAUAAAACAGGAUAAUUGUGAAAAGAUAACAAAAAAUUUAAAAAUUUCGAAAAAAGAAAAGGAAUACAAAUUAAAGCAUAAGGAUGAUGAAGCAGAAGAUAAUAAAAAAUUAAAUAUAGAAACCUUUUUAGCACUAGAUUUAUUAAAUGAAAAAGAAGUAGAGUUUUGCAAAAAUAUGAAGCUCCCUAUUUUAUUCUUUUUAUUAAUCAAAAGAUUAUUAAUAAUGGAAAUAAGUAAUAGUAAUUUAAAUAUGUUAAAAGAUAUAAAUGAGUUGAAAUUAAAAGGAUACAAAGUAGGCCAGUUAUAUGAUUUCUUUUUAAGUUUUGAUAUAAAUCAAAAGGAAGAUUCUAUGACUAAUGUAAAUAUCAAGAACUUAAACUCAAAAAAAAAUGAAGAAAAGAAAAAAAAAAUGAAAAAUUUUGAAUAUAGCAAUUUAAAAGAUUUAAAUAAAAUAGAAAAAUUAGAAUUAACUGAUCAAAAUAAUAACUACUUUUUAAUGGACAAUUUAAGCAAUGAUAAUGAAAAAGAUAAAAAAUCUAAAAUAAAAAAUAUUCCUACUUCUAAUGAUAACCCUAAAUUCGAUGAUAAUGUGUUAAAUGUUUUUAAAAAUAAUACAGAUAAUGUUCAUGAUCAAACUAAGGAAAUUAAGCCUUUUGCAAAAGAAAAAAUAGACUUGGAUCAUUUGAAUAAUAAUGAGAUAAGUAAUAAUAAUGUUAUACUAUCUAAUCAAAAACAUAUAUAUAAUGAGAACGAGGAAAACCGUGAAGAAUUACAUGUUGAAGAAAAAGAACAAAACGGAGAUAAUUUAAACGGAAUGAAAGAUAAAAAAUAUAAAGAAAAAAAAUUAAAAAAAAAGAAAGAAGAAAAGAUAAAUUCUUCAGUAGGAAAAGAUGUUGAUAAUAAUAAUAUAAUAGAAGAAUAUGAAGAAAACCAUGAAUAUUUAUUAAAUCAAAAAAAAAAAUGUUCUUUCAAGAAAAAGGAAAAUAAUAAUGAAGAAAAGGAAAAAGAAAAAGAAGAAAAAAAAGAAGAAACAAAUAUUGAAAAUUAUAAAAAUGAUGAAAAUAACAUACAAGAGAAUGAAUAUAAAAAAGAGCAAAUUAAACAAGAGGAUUUAGAAAAAAAUGAGCAAGAGCAUGAUGGUGAUAUUGGUGAAGAUGCAUAUGUUGAUGAAGAAGAGGAAGAAGAAGAAGAGGAGGAAGAAGAAAAAGAAGAGGAAGUAGUUGAAGGGGAAGAAAAAGAGGAAAAUGGAAAAAAAAAAAAAAAAGAAAAAAAAAAAAACCAAGAUUUAGAAGAAAAAGAAUGUAAUAAUAUAAAAGGAAUUCAUAAUGGCAAUAGCUGUAGUAAUCAGAACUUAAAAAGUAUAACUCAAUUAAAGAAAAAAUCGUAUGAAAAAAAUAAAGAAAUUUUAAAUUUAAAAAAUUUUCAGAAUAAAAAAAAAGCAAGUGAUAGUUUGGAGGAUGAACUAGAAGAAAAAGAAGAAACUUCUAGUGUUGUAAAUAAUGCAGAUAAUACUUAUGCAAAAACAAAAAAAUCUUUCGAAAAAAAUGAUGUUAAUAGUGAAAAUUGUGAAUAUGAUUUAAAAAAAAAAAAAAAUAAGAUAAAAAAAAAUAAUGAAUAUGAUAUAAGUAGAAAUGAAUCAAAAAAUAGUAAUUUAGAAUUAGAUAAUAAUAGUCUUGUAGAAGAAUAUGAUUCAAGCAUAGAAAUGAACGAGAAAUUACAAAAAAAUAAAAAACUAAUUGUUACAUCAUCUCCCUUUAAUUUAAAUAAAAACGAAAAAAAUAAACGAUAUAGAUUGAAAAACGAAAAAUUAAAUACUGAUGUGGCAUCAAGCAUAGACACAAAAGAAAAUGAAAAAAAAAUAAAAAAUUUUGAUGCAAAUUUAAAAAAAAAAUCAAAAAAAAGAAAAGGUUCUAUGAGUUUAAUUUUGAAUUCUAAAAAGUCAUUAAAAUUAUAA
This is a messenger RNA of Plasmodium relictum, 7428 nucleotides long. It is a transcript of the gene ADA2, whose product is annotated as transcriptional coactivator ADA2, putative. The record is from RefSeq and is a predicted model, not a curated record. The transcript has a single exon. Gene Ontology annotation, cellular component: nucleus. Gene Ontology annotation, molecular function: transcription coactivator activity; zinc ion binding; chromatin binding. NCBI's taxonomy places the organism in Eukaryota, Apicomplexa, Aconoidasida, Haemosporida, Plasmodiidae. Gene Ontology annotation, biological process: regulation of transcription by RNA polymerase II; chromatin remodeling. Bases 1 to 7428 code for a protein of 2475 amino acids.